Molecule: messenger RNA, 1170 nt
Organism: Argiope bruennichi
Lineage: Eukaryota; Metazoa; Arthropoda; Arachnida; Araneae; Araneidae
Exons: 4
Coding region: 199-753 (184 amino acids)
Source: RefSeq, a predicted model, not a curated record
UCCCCGCCAUUUCGUUCUUGCCGUUUGAAGAUUAGAGACGCUUGUUAUUGCACGUAGAUUUUUCUUUUGGAAAUCCAAUUGAAUUAUUUGAAAGCAAUAUAUUUCCCUUUAAAAACAUAGUUUUGAAUAAUUCUUUUGGCUUAGUGCUAACUAAUUUAUAUAUUUCUUUUUACUAAAUUGAAUAAAUUAAACUUCAUAAUGCCGGCAACUAGAUCCCGAACAAGCAGCGCUGAAGUUGCAGUUGAAGUCAGCAAAGAUAGUCCUAAAAAGGUAGUUAAAGCUGACGAACCAGUUCCUGAGGAAGCUUCUAAAGUAGAAAAGGUUGAUGAAGUAGCUGAAGAAGUAAAAGCUGAAGCCGAUUCUAGUGUAGAAUCGUCAGAAAAGAAUGGUACAGUCGAGGAAGCUUCUGAAGAGAAGAAACCCGACGAAGAGUCGAAGUCAGAAAAUGGAGUGACUUCUGAAGAGAAAACAGAAACAGAAGACAAACCAGCUGCUGAGGAAGAAGAGAAAGAAAAUGGAGAAGCAGCUGCCAAGGAAACUAGUGAAGCCGAAGAAGCUCCAGCUAAGGAAACAAGCGAAGCCGAAGAGGCCAAAAUGGAAACCGAUGCUGCUAAGGAAGACGGAGGUGUGAAACGCAAGGCUGAGGAGGAGGAGAAGGAGGAAGCGGAUAGUAAUGUUAGUCCUAAGAAGGCAAAGGUCGACGAAGCCAAGGAGGAACCUGAAGCCAAGAAAGAGGAGGAAGUCAGUGCAUAAACUAUCAAAUGUGCAUAGGGACCAUCAUUUUGUACAUUGAUUUUUUAAUUUAAUUUUGUAUAUGAGUGGGUGGUUUUUAUUUUCAUUUGUAAUGGAAAGCACAAGUGGCUAGUAGUGCACAGCCGACUUAUUCAUCUCAGAUGGAUAUUGCAUUUAAAGUUAUCAAGGAAGAUCGGUACAAACAUCGAUAAAAUGAAUAUUUUGUGGUUGUAAUUUUUGCAUUUGAUUAGCAUUUAUGUUAAAAUUUCAAUUCAACUUUUUCUUUUUCCUCAUCAUAUUCAACAACAUUGCUGUAAACACACUUUUCAAUGGUAAUUGUCCAGAAUGUUAUCACUUAGUCAUUUUUGUUCAUUUUCAAUAAUCAUUGUACCAUUGUCUUCCGUCAUUUGAUAAUUAAAAGUUUUUGUUUGUUGUAAA